This is a messenger RNA of Diceros bicornis minor, 1948 nucleotides long. Its product is annotated as killer cell lectin-like receptor 2. The coding region runs from base 1 to 843 and encodes 280 amino acids. The transcript is spliced from 6 exons. The record is from RefSeq and is a predicted model, not a curated record. Lineage: Eukaryota; Metazoa; Chordata; Mammalia; Perissodactyla; Rhinocerotidae.
AUGAGCAAUCAGGAAGUGAGUUUUUCCUCCAUGAGAGUUCUUCAGUCUCCUUCAGAGUCACAAAAUAGAUCAAGGCCUGGUAGUGCUCCAAGUCCUGGGAAAACUCAUGACAAAGAGUUUUCAGUGCCAUGGCAUCUCAUUGUAGUGACUCUUGGAAUCUUCUGUUUACUUCUUUUGGUGACAGUCAGAGUGUUGGAGACAAAGAUUUUGCAGUGCACUCAAGAAAAGCACCAACAGGAGGCAAUUCCACGAAAUCUCAGUCAAAAGUGCCACAAUAUACAAGAUGACAACUACUUAAAGGAGCAGCUUUUGAAUAAGACUUUAGAAUAUGACAUUCUCAAAAAUGAAACCCUUCAGCAGAAAAAGGAACUGGACUCACUCUUUAUAGAAAAGAAGAGAUGUCAUAGAAAACAGGAGAGCUUUUCAAAGUCUCUGCAAAAUACAGGCAAACUCUAUGCAGACCGCUGGUCCUGUUGUGGAGUAAACUGUUAUUAUUUUACCACUGAAGUUAAAACCUGGAAGGGAUGUAAACAGACUUGCCAAGGUUACAAUUUAUCUCUUUUGAAGAUAAAUGAUAAAGAUGAACAGGCCUUCCUUCAACCCCAGACUUAUGGAAACUACUACUGGAUUGGGUUAUCAUACAAUGCAGAGGAAAGGAAGUGGAAAUGGAUUGACGAUGGCACAUCUUCUGGAAUUAAUUCUCCAGUAAUGAGUACGCCUCCUGGGAGAGAAGAAUGUGCUUUUUUAAGCUCAGCAAGAAUAGAAAAUACUUAUUGCUUUACACCUUAUAAUUGUAUCUGUGAGAAGAGAAUUGAUUGUGUUUCCACUGCCUGCUUCAAAUAGACACAGAAGAAAAGGUGAAAUGGAAUUUUGUCAUUUUGUUUCCAGGGAUAAUUUGUGAUUAUUUACAAAUUAAUGUUUUUGACAGCAGGACUUAUUCCACUGUGGACAAAGAGAUGAGUUGGAAGAGGAAGAAAAUGCUCUUUUGGGCUGUGAUUUAAGAGAUCAGAUGCCGGCUGUCUUCUUGGGGAAGAGCGGAAGAUUUUGUUUUUGGAAAUCAGUUACCCCUCUCUUUAAUGGCCCUGAGAAAGUCUCUCUUCUUCAUUCCCUGAACUACCCACAAAGCCAGUCAGAGAACUCUGGAUCUGUUCCUUACCCAUAGGGUACAUCAUUUCCAUAGCCUUAGGCUUGAGGAGAUAGCACAAUUAAGAACUAAAAAAUAGAUAUCCUGCCCAUUCCCCAUCUAGAUGCUUACCUCUCAUUUCAUUUUUUUUUUUAUUUUGUUAUGAUUUCAAACUUAUUGAAAAGUUGAAACAAUAGUACCAGGAACUCUCGUAUAAACUUUACCCAUAGUUACCAUUUGUUUAUAUUUUGCUCUAGCUGCACUUUACAGUUCUCUCUCUCUCUCUCCAUACUGAUCCGUUUGAUAAUAAAUUUGGGAUAUUAUAUCCCUUUGUCUAAAUAUUUUACAACAACAAGGACUUUGUCUUGUAUAACCAUAGUACAAUUGUCAAAAUCAAUAAAUUUAGCAUUUCUACAGUACUGUGAUUUAUCUACAAUCCGUAUUCAAAUUUUGUCAUCUGUCUCGACAAGGUCAUUUAUAGGUGAUUUUCCUCCAUGUUCAGGAUCAUGCAAUACAUUUAGUUGUGAUGUCACUUUAGUCUCCUUUAAUCUGGGACAGUUCUUCAGGACUUUUUUCUUUCUUGACCUUAACAUUUUAAAAGUCAACUUUAGAUUUAUACUUUCAUGCAAUAAAAUGCAUCGACUUUAAAUCAUGAGAUCAAUGUGUUUUUAACAAAUGUAUACACUUCUCAAAUCCCAUCAAAUCAAGACAUACAACAUUUUCAUCACCUCCAAAAGUUCUUUUCUGCCCCUCCCCACCCACCUGGCCCCAUGCUACAAGUUAUAUGCUUCCUGUCACUAUAAAUAAGUGUUGCCUAUUGUAGAA